Molecule: messenger RNA, 1137 nt
Organism: Lotus japonicus
Lineage: Eukaryota; Viridiplantae; Streptophyta; Magnoliopsida; Fabales; Fabaceae
Product: probable adenylate kinase 1, chloroplastic
Exons: 4
Coding region: 104-961 (285 amino acids)
Biological process (GO): nucleobase-containing compound metabolic process
Cellular component (GO): cytoplasm; mitochondrion
Molecular function (GO): AMP kinase activity; ATP binding
Source: RefSeq, a predicted model, not a curated record
CAUAUUAGCAUAUUUAGAAAGUACUUAUACAACUUGAAUAAAUUCAGACACCGAACAAUUAACAGAAUAAUCACCGAUCCUGUUUCUCGCUUCUGCAAAUCCCAUGGCGGCCGUGACCCGCCUCGCGAAGCGCUCGUCCUCCGUCUCCUCCCUCAUCUCCAGGAGACGCUUCUCCUCCGAAGUCAACUCUCACGACCCGCCGCACAACGCCGCGCCCUUCCGACUAGUCCGGCCGCGUGAAGACCCGAGUAACAGCCAUGUCCGGUGGGUCUUCCUGGGCUGCCCCGGCGUUGGCAAAGGCACCUACGCCAGCCGCCUCUCUAACCUCCUCCACGUCCCUCACAUCGCCACCGGCGAUCUCGUCCGUGAAGAGCUCACCUCCUCUGGCCCCCUUUCCACCGAGUUAUCAGAAAUUGUAAAGCAAGGUCAAUUGGUGUCAGAUGAAAUUAUUAUAAGUUUAUUGUCAAAGAGACUUGCUGCUGGAGAAGCGAAAGGUGAAUUGGGAUUUAUUCUCGAUGGUUUUCCUCGAACAAUAAAGCAAGCAGAAAUACUAGAAGGGGUAACUGACAUUGACUUGGUUAUUAAUCUGAGGCUCCGAGAAGAUGUACUGCUUGAAAAAUGCCUUGGUAGAAGAAUUUGCAAUCAGUGUGGGGGAAAUUUUAAUGUUGCUUCCAUUAACAUCAAGGCUGAGAAUGGGAACCCCGAAAUUGUCAUGGCUCCACUUCUUCCUCCUACGGAUUGUAUGUCAAAGCUCACUACUCGAUCAGAUGAUACUGAAGCAGUGGUCAAAGAAAGGCUUCGAAUAUACAGAGAAAUGAGUCAGCCUGUGGAGGAGUUUUAUCGCAGUAGAGGAAGAUUAUUGGAGUUUAACCUGCCUGGGGGAAUCCCAGAAUCUUGGCCAAAGUUGCUACAUGCUCUUAAUCUUGAUAACUACGAGGACAAGCGCAUUGCCACAGCUUAAGGACAUAAUGUUGUACCAUAGCAGUUAGUAUUUCAUUCUUUGCAUGCAUAUAUUGCAUGCUUGGCAAUUUUGCAGGUAAGAAAACCAAAGAAAAGGAUUCAUAAUAUUAUUUCGGACCAAUAACUAUAUUGUGAAUUUUUGUAAUAUAAAAUUGAUAGUGUUGAGUUUGCUCUUCA